This is a messenger RNA of Ricinus communis (castor bean), 1439 nucleotides long. RefSeq lists its product as uncharacterized. Lineage: Eukaryota; Viridiplantae; Streptophyta; Magnoliopsida; Malpighiales; Euphorbiaceae. The transcript has a single exon. The record is from RefSeq and is a predicted model, not a curated record. Gene Ontology annotation, molecular function: acyltransferase activity, transferring groups other than amino-acyl groups. Bases 754 to 1272 code for a protein of 172 amino acids.
UUCCAAAAUCGAAGGCGUCGUUUACAGUUUUUUAUUAAAGUUUCAAAUCCGGUUCGGCCUGGGAUCCAGUCGGAUAAAAUAUUGAACCGAGAUGGAAUCGGAAUUAAACAGAUAUUUUUUUAAAUCUGUAUCAAAUAUUUUAUAAAAUGCAUUAAACUAAUAUCUUUUAAUUUUCACUAAAAUUUUAAAUUCAUUAAAAUUAACCAAAAUUUUAUAAAUCAUGCCUGUGUUAAGAAGAUUAAAGAAAUGGCAAGAGAUUAGCUUCUUUUUUUUUUUCUGUUUUGAGAGGUAAGCCCUUUAAGAAAUAUUCAAAUCACCGACAGAAAUCAUAUAUAUAUCUUUGGAAUGCGGUUGCGUGUGACAUUGCAGCUUGUCUAUUAGUUUAAUAACGUAAGCAAGCAUCGAACUGAGCACCUAUUAGGACCGCAGCAACUCUAGCUUCAUCACCUGGAACUCAGUGAGGAUUGCUGACUUGGCCAGAUAAUAGCGGGAAGAUCGGCUGUUACUAGUUUCUAGUGUAAUGGAUGGCUGUUUUGCAUCAGUUGAAUUGUGUUUGUAUAUACAUUGCUCAUUGCUAUUCUAUACAUUUUAAAGCAGAAUCUGUCUCUCUAUCUUCUUCUUCUCUGAUCUCUUCUUCUUAACCUCCAAUGGUUGUGACUUUUAGUCAUAACCGCAACUAGAUACUCCUAUAGACUCCUAAGGUUCUAUUCAAGAUUGUUGUUGUUUUUAUUAUUAUUAUUGCUUUUGUUUCUUAUGGAUCCAUCAAGAAUUUCCAUCCGCCCGUUCAAGCUUUCUGAUGUUGAUGAUUACUUGAAAUGGGUUAGCGAUGAUAGAGUGGCCAAGAACGUAAGAUGGGGUGCCAUUACCUCUAGGGAGGAAGCACUUUUACAUCUUGAGAGGGCAGUCAUACCCCAUCCAUGGCAUCUUUCCAUUUGUUUGGAUGAUCGUUCAAUCGGAUAUAUUGCCGUUUGGCAAGGAACAUUGGACUAUGAGAAAUGCAGAGCUCACAUUGGAUAUGCCAUUGGUGUAGAGCACUGGGGACAAGGGAUAGCGACAGUCGCAUUGAAGAUGGCAAUGUCUAGAGUGUUUAAAGAUUUGCCUAACUUGGUCAGGCUGGAAGCUUAUACAUUGGUAGACAACAAAAAAUCACAAAGGGUGCUAGAGAAAGUUGGAUUCUUGAAAGAAGGUCUGUUGAGGAAAGUGUUUCAUUAUCAAGGCGAAGUCAGAGAUUUUCUUGUUUGUAGUUUCUUGUCAACAGACAAGAUUUUGUAAUCCAAAUGGUUGUUGGCAAUUUUGUUUUCUGCCAUGUUUUCAAUAAUUAUGGCUUCUUUCUCCUUUUCUUUUUCAUUUGUAUAUGCUAAGAAUGCAAUUUGAUGAUCAAUCCAAAAGGAAAAACAUAAUAUUCAAAUCACCUAGACUAAUUUCUUGCCUUUUUUCAA